CCCCCCUCCUCUCUCCCUUCUGAGGGUGGGGGGGAUUGAGGUGGCCCCGCCCCCUGGCGUGACGUCAGGGCCGUCCCGCGCUGGUCCGCUGUGAGGGAGCAGCCGAGGAGGGCGGAGCGGGAGCGAGGGAGGCGCGGGCGGGCAGUCUGCCUGGACGCGGCAUUCGGCGGCUCGGCGGCGGCGGCUGAGGAGGCUUCGUGAGGGGGACAGGAAGAACUUUGCAUCCUUCAUGAACUACGAAAACCCUCCACCUUAUCCCGGCCAGGGACCUAGUGCUCCAUACCCACCAUAUACCCAACAGCCAGGCGGACCCCCUGGUCCUGGCCCUUACCCUGGCUACCCUCCAGGGCCUGCCGGUCCGUAUCCCGCACCUCAGCCAGGGUACCAAGGAUAUCCACAAUAUGGGUGGCCGAAUAAUCCUCCCCCUCCCGGACCCGUCUAUGCAGAUGGACCUAAAAACACAGUGUAUGUAGUGGAGGAGCGGCGGAGGGAUGACACCGGCGAAAGUGCCUGCUUGACGGCGUGCUGGACUGCGCUUUGCUGCUGCUGCCUUUGGGAUAUGCUGACCUGAGUGCCCGAGAAGCCCGGCCUCUCGAUACCUCUCAUGCGGAGUGCUAUGCAUUCUUCCUGAUCUUUCCUCUGAUUCAACAGCUUGUUAGUACUGUAAUAAAAUGAUCUGCUUUGCACAGGUGACAUCAGCACACGUCCACCCUAGAGGUAGCACCGCACCGGUGGGUGGGUGGGUGGGGUACACCCCUUUUCACUUUAGCGGAAGAAGCCCCCCCACCUUUAUAGAGUGUAUUUCUGUUGUCCUUUGAGGAAUGUGCUAAACGUCUCUUUUUGUUUUGUUUUGCAAACAGCUUUUCUUACAAAUUGUGUAUUUAUAAUCAGAGAUGACAAAAUAUGCAAUAAUUUAAAGCCAAUCAUUUUUUUCUUACCAGCUUCCACUUCUGUUUUCAAUGAACUUAGUCCAAUAAAGUUACAAACCAAGUAA
Molecule: messenger RNA, 994 nt
Organism: Sphaerodactylus townsendi
Lineage: Eukaryota; Metazoa; Chordata; Lepidosauria; Squamata; Sphaerodactylidae
Gene: CYSTM1
Product: cysteine rich transmembrane module containing 1
Exons: 3
Coding region: 230-571 (113 amino acids)
Cellular component (GO): extracellular exosome
Source: RefSeq, a predicted model, not a curated record